Molecule: messenger RNA, 1840 nt
Organism: Cephus cinctus (wheat stem sawfly)
Lineage: Eukaryota; Metazoa; Arthropoda; Insecta; Hymenoptera; Cephidae
Exons: 3
Coding region: 1121-1807 (228 amino acids)
Source: RefSeq, a predicted model, not a curated record
CCUAAUUUAUAUUCAGAACUUUAUGUGAAUUCAUUUAUGUAUAUUAUGUAAAUAGAAUCGAAAAUAUAUAUAAAAAUAAACUUAUAUCAUUUUUACAAAAAUCCUAUCGAUCCUGAGGAUAUCCUAAAGAUAUUCUUAAUGACUUAUGCCAAGACUCAUAAAUAUGUAUCCGAAGCGAGACAUCCUGACAUUCGGGAUACAAUUGGGAUAUCCCGAGACGUCGUAUACUGUCUGGGAAAUUUCAUCGACUGAUAUCGACCGUUAACAAAUUCAGUCGGUGUCAUUGGACUGAACUUGAUAACCGCAUCGUGGGUCAAUUAUGGAAUAUACAUUAAAUUAGAAUUAGCAUAUAGUAUAUCACUUUAACCGUAUGAUGAAACUAAUCUGAUAAAGAAUAGCGCGCCCAAUACAUACGGAAAACUCCUUCCAGGUUCGGAGUCUAGGAAAACUUACCUUAUAUACUUACCGUCUUCUAAAUCAAAUUGGAGUUUGUACGUGAUACAUUCCUAAACAUACAGCUCGACAUGUCAAAGAAAUACUUCUCUAGGGUAGUUAUAAAAACUUAUGAAAAUCCCAUAAAACGCCUAAACAUGUUCAGUGGGUUUUCUCUAGGAUGUCUGGAGGAUCAUGAACAUGCGGACAUUAGCAUCAUCUCAGAAUAUCCAGAGGAAGGCCCAAGACCUUGUCAGGACGCCCACAGGACUUCUGGAAUAUCCAUUAAGAUAUCCAUGGGAUUUCCUUAGGACAUUCUUGUGCUGUCUGGGAAAUAGUUAGCAAUAAAUUAUUUUUAAAUAUUUAACAUAAAAUUCAAAGCAUAUUUUCAGCAAAUCUUUGCUGGAAAGUUAGUGAAUCGCUUUGCAUGUAACUUUUAUGGAAUAAAUAUGUUACAUAAAAUGUUGUUUGCUCGGUGGAUACAGUUGGCACAGAAAAUAUGCUGGAACCUGCAAUGAACUUGUGGAGUAGGAUUCAAAUGUCGUACUUUCGUUUUGGACAUAAAAUACACGGAGGGGCUGAUCCUGUGUCGCUAGUAUCUCCUCCGUAUCUGUACUUAUCACUUGUUUUUUUUUAAUAUUCAAAAGAUUAACCUCAUUUAUUUAGAAAUUUAAGUAACAAAUAAUAUAUGAUAAUGAUUCUCGAGGCAGAUGAGGAAACGCGUGACUUUAUUACCGUGUAUAAAAAAGAUUAUCGUUCUAAAAGACUUAAAAAAGGACGCACUCAAUAUUCUGAUAAUCAUCACUCUCGAGUUACUGCACUACAUGAUGUAUUCAAAGAGUUUGAUUUGUCAGCUGAUGGACAAUCGGAAGAUUUCAUGAGAGAAUAUGAUGUGAAUAAAAGUUUCUUCGACUGCGAAAAUAAAAAAUACAUGAAGUCUCUUUACCAAACGGAUUACUCUAAAAAUUCAGGUGAUUACUUAUCGUUAAGAGCAAAAAAUACAGGAGAAAAUAGACCGAAAAUAACUUUACCAAAAGAUUGGCUAAUCCCGGAAACAGUGCACAGAACAUCUUACAGAAAUCCGCGGGACAUGUCCUCGAACGUCAUGUUCCAGAGAAAAACCCUAACCAAUCCUGGGAGUAGUUUAGCUCCGAAUGCAAAGGAAAGAGAGAUACUUCAAGUCACAACUGGUACAACCGAGUAUGAAAGAACGAUUAGCUCUACAGCUGCGCAAAUCAUCAGGGAACGACUACUAGGUGAACCACUGCCAUUAGAGCCAGUGAUAAAAGAAACCAAAGAUACUGCUCUCAUAAGAUCAGAAUGCUCAAGCCUCCUGAAAUCUCAGAAACACUCAGCAUUCUUCAAAGUAUUUUAAUUUUAUAAAACUCAGUUUUCUUCAACUUUAUCU